Messenger RNA from Alternaria triticimaculans, 2271 nucleotides. RefSeq lists its product as uncharacterized. Gene Ontology annotation, biological process: peptidyl-threonine phosphorylation; peptidyl-serine phosphorylation. Gene Ontology annotation, molecular function: ATP binding; protein serine/threonine kinase activity. Bases 1 to 2271 code for a protein of 756 amino acids. The transcript has a single exon. Lineage: Eukaryota; Fungi; Ascomycota; Dothideomycetes; Pleosporales; Pleosporaceae. The record is from RefSeq and is a predicted model, not a curated record.
AUGAAAUGGUUGACCUCCGGAUUUGAUCGAUCUGUAGCUAAGCACGACCAUUUCAUCCCGUUCGAUGAGUCGAUGCCAUUCACAGAAACCGAUCUGUUCAAUUAUAAAGUCCCAGACAUAGACCACGCAUCCUUAUUGGCGGACCAAGCAAUCUUCAAACCAGUGACGAUUCGAAAACUGAGACAUCCUCGAAUCAGCAGCAGCGAACGCUUGCCCUUUGUAGGCGGACUGGAAUCGAUCAAGAGCGGCUCUCAAGGCCAGGUUGUCAAGGCUACAAUAGCACAAAGUCAUUGGGAAAUUCAAGAAGACGAAACUCAGAACGAUGCCAAUUUCGUGCCCGGUAACCCGAACAGCACGAAGGUUGUAGCUCUCAAGAUUUUCGAGGCCGUGGAACCUGCUCGCGAUAUGGUAGAGGCUACCCGGGACUUCGAAAUCGAGCUCAAGAUCCUCAAGGAGUUGCGAACCUCCAAUACUAAGCAUGAUAUGAUCUUGCUAGAUUGGGGCAGUAUAACCGAACUCGACGGGGCAGGAAAGCCGACCAGACAAUCCCUCAUCUUCGAACUGGCAAGUUUUAGUCUGGGUGACCUGCUCAACGAUAAGAAUCGCGCCCAGGAAGAUAUUGAACCAUCUCGCCUGCUCGCCAGCCUUGUUGACAUCGUCGAAGCAUUAGAAUGCUUGCACCAUCAACUCAAAACUUUACAUCUCGACAUCAAACCUGACAACAUCUUGAUAUUCGAGACCUUUUCUGGUACUGGGAACGAAAGACAGUCCAAGCUUACCUGGAAGCUCAGCGACUUUGGUCUGGCUCGCAAAAGAGAUGCUAAGAAACGGAGGCUAGGGUCUGCACAGACCUCUACGGCUACGUCGCGAACAUCGACUCAGCCCGCAACGAGACCGCCUGGUCUAUAUCAGGCUCCAGAGAUCCAGGAGGAGGAGACUAGUGUAGCAGGUCAGGGUAGUGAUGUCUGGUCUAUGGGCUGUGUAACGCUCAUGGUACUUGCGUUCAUUGCCGAUGGUUCAAAGGCAGUCAGGGAGUUAGAGACAUUCUUGAUGGUCGAUUUCAUGAACUGCGCUGGUAAAGAGCCAUUGUUCUACGUAAGGAGCGACUCAUAUCAAUGGGAAGACCGAGAUAAGCACAUCUGCUGCUAUCUACCGGAGCAGGCCCCAAACGUGUGUAUCAUUCCAGGACCAGGAAGACAAUUCAGCGCUGCUCUGCAUCCCUUUCUUAUACAUUGGUCCAACACACUACUCAGAGCAACCUACGACCGUCGAAUUGAGCAAAGAUUUGUAUUAGCCAUACUCAAGGUGAUUUUUGGACGGGUUCUUCGCGUCGAUCGCAACCAAAGAAUAGGAGCGACAGAGCUGCGUGAUAGACUUGCCAAGAUUCAGCGAGAUUGGAAAUCGUAUGACCUUGCGCCUAAAGGCUACGAAUAUUGCUACCUCUUAGAAGAAUUGAGGCUUCUGCAGGACGGCCACGCGGAAGAACAUGGACCUAGCCGCCAAAGGCGAUCUGAUGAGUUCCUCGCAUUGCAAGAACCAGAAACUUGCCACAGCAUCUUGGAAACAGCCUCUCCUCCACCGACCAUCACCGGCUCACGUGCGACUCUUCCGGAUACUUUGCAUAAUUCUCUGCACUCAAUAUCCUCCAGCGGAGACUCUUUGCUAGAAGAAUCGAUCCAUUCGCAAGAUCGAGUGGCGCAAACACAAGACCCAAUAGUAGUGAUGCCAUAUGGACAAGUCCAAGCUCAAGAUGAAACGACGGCAUCCAUGGGAAGGGAAGCACCGCAAGAUCAGCGAGAUGUCACGCCGGAGCAGAACCCACAAAUACAACGAGAACUUUGCUCUGCAAUUGAGCGGGAUGAUACUGCCAGCGUGAGACUACAGCUCGAACAGAACCCUGAGAUAUUGGCACAGCUAUUGCCUUCCGCAAACAAACAUCCUAUCCAUUGGGCUCUGUCCAACAACGCCUAUAAAGCUCUCGAUGCGCUUCUUGAGAAGGCGUCGCGUGAGAUCACAAAUCUGCCGUGUAGCCGACGCACUGCGCUGGAUAUCGCAUUGGAUUCGGGAAAGCCUGCAGCGCUUGACUGCAUCCGAAAGCAUCGCGACAAGUUUGAGUUCCCGCUUGCGCUUUACGAGAAGCGCAAGAAGAAUCUUGGGCGGGAAGCCAAAGAGAUCGCGGAUGAUCUGUUUGCUAUCAAGAAAGCCGCGGCUCCUAAGCAAAGGACAUUUCUUGGACUCCGUAGGAGCCGGACAUCUAAUCUGUCUGCAUGA